AUGAUUGUCACUGGUUUGUCGUUGGAGACCCUUGCAACAUUAGUGGGUUUGGUGUGUGUACUGCGCGCCUUCCGGCUCUUCUUAGAUUUCCGUCGAGUAUUGGCGAGCAUUCAUCAUCUUCCAGGAUACAGAACAAUUAUUAGUGCCUCAUCUAUGCUCGGGCACCUAUUUCCCCCGAUCCCCUUGUUCAACUUAGGUCAUGAUCAUUUUUGGUUGUCGAAGCAUGCCCCCUUUGCGGAGAGGGGCCUUGAUAUAAUUUCCAUUGCGACAUGCUGGCCGAAAGCAACUGGGACGCUAUUGAUUGCAGAUGUCAAUGUGAUUAAAGACAUUGUUUGGUCUCGUGGAGGACGCUUCCCAAAACCUCUUGAGCUAUACACCGUAUUAGCAUUCUUUGGCAAGAACAUUAUCGCUUCCGAAGGCAGCGAAUGGAAGCGUUACCGCAAGAUCGUCGCACCUGCGUUUUCAGAAAGGAACAAUAGAUUGGUCUGGGAUGCAACCACACAGAUCAUGCUCGACCUUUUUGAUACAGUGUGGGCUGGACAACAAGAAGUGGUUGUCGAUCACUCCGUAGAUUUGACUUUGCCAAUUGCCCUGUUCGUGAUCGGGGCUGCAGGCUUUGGUCGUCCCAUAUCCUGGAAAGAGGACGCCGUGGUCCCACUCGGACACCAGCUGACUUUUAAUGAUGCUAUCCAUACAGUGUCACAGAACCUCAUCCUUCCAUUAUUAGUACCGAGAUGGGUCAUGGGACUCACUAAACAUUUCAGGCGUACAAGGCUUGCCUUCGAUGAAUUGCAUCGAUACCUUACAGAGAUGAUUCAUGAACGGCAGGGGUCCCAGCAGGAACAUAAUCACGACCUAUUUUCUAGUUUGUUGUCAGCAAAUGACAACAAUGAAUCAUCGAAGGAUGACGUGAAACUGAGCGACAGCGAAUUAAUUAGCAAUAUCUUCAUAUUCUUGGUCGCGGGACAUGAGACGACAGCCCAUACACUUUCUUUUGCGUUUGCACUUUUGGCUCUGCAUCCCGAUAAGCAAGAAGAAAUGUACCAGCACAUCAAGCGCGUACUGCCUGAUGGAAGAAUUCCCACUUAUGAUGAUAUGCCAUCGUUGACCUAUUCUUCUGCUGUAUUCAACGAGACAAUGCGGAUGUUCCCCUCUGCUUCCGUUGUGCCAAAGUUAAGUACCGAAGACACGACUUUCACCCUCACAGAUGCGAAUGGGACGAUGAAAACAGUCGUUGUGCCUAAAGGAGUGGAACUUGAGCUGGACAUAACUGGGGUUCACUACAAUCCUAAGUACUGGGAAGAUCCGUUCGUGUUUAAGCCCGAACGAUUCUUGGGUGACUGGAACCGAGAUGCAUUCCUUCCCUUCAGUGCUGGUUCUAGAGGGUGUGUAGGAAAAAAGUUCGCGGAAACCGAAGCAGCAGCUGUUCUCACCAUUUUAAUUUCGCGAUACACCAUUUCAAUCAAGGACGAGCCGCAAUUCGCUGGCGAAACGUAUGAGCAGCGCAAGGCGAGAGUGCUUGACGCACGAAGUAAAAUCACUCUGACACCAACCCGCCUUCCCCUGGUGUACAGACGGAGGACUUGA
Molecule: messenger RNA, 1587 nt
Organism: Suillus fuscotomentosus
Lineage: Eukaryota; Fungi; Basidiomycota; Agaricomycetes; Boletales; Suillaceae
Product: cytochrome P450
Exons: 18
Coding region: 1-1587 (528 amino acids)
Molecular function (GO): heme binding; oxidoreductase activity, acting on paired donors, with incorporation or reduction of molecular oxygen; iron ion binding
Source: RefSeq, a predicted model, not a curated record